GUUCUUACAAAGCUGUGGAGGACAAACUGGAUUCCGGAUCAGUUUGAUAGACCGGCUAAAAUGUACUGGACUCAACAUCAUAAGUUGAGAUUUUUGAGAUGAAAUAAAGAGAAAAAUAGGGUAAUGUUGACGACGCUGGUAAGGUUAAGAGUUUGUUUAGCAUUGAAAUUAAAGGGGAAAGCUAGAAGAAUUGAAUGUUUUCAUUUGAAAUCUACUAAUAGUUGUACUAAACAAUUUGUUAGGUUUGGAAUUGGGGCGUUUGGCAAAGGUAGAAGAAUUUAUAGCAGCAACACCUAUAUGAAAAUGGCAAGUCUGAAUGGGGAAGAUGCAACUGCUACACCAGAUUCAUCAUCUACAAUGGAGGAAAAACAAGUAGAAGAAGAAGAAAUAGUGGUACAGUACGUUGUUGUAAGGAGAGAUUUGAUAGACACAUGGCCGCUUGGUAGCGUUAUUACUCAGGGUUGCCAUGCUUCUGUUGCUGCCAUUUGGGAACACAAACAUGACGCUACCACUCUUCGCUAUUGCUCUCCUCCCGCUCUCGAUUCUAUGCACAAGGUUACGCUUGAAGUGAAAGGGGAACCUCAGCUUGUAAAUCUUUCUGAAAAACUGAAGUCCAAUGGCAUAUUACAUAAACUAUGGAUAGAGCAGCCUGAGAAUUUUCCGACAUGCUUAGCCACAAAACCGUACCCCAAAUCUGUGGUAUCCCCUUUUUUUAGAAAGUUGAAACUUUGCAAGUGAUUCCCCAGCCCCUUAUCUAAUACUUCUACCAUAUCAUGACUCAUGACUAUAUUUUUGUUUUCAACUGAUCUGGAUUUUCACUGUCUAGUCCUGUAGUCCUGCUACUGCUCAUUCAAUUCACUAUUGUUUUACUCGACUUUGUUGUCUGAAAUUUUAUACCAAUAAUUAGUCAUCUGCUUCUUUGAGCCA
This is a messenger RNA of Amaranthus tricolor (Joseph's coat), 927 nucleotides long. RefSeq lists its product as uncharacterized. Gene Ontology annotation, molecular function: peptidyl-tRNA hydrolase activity. NCBI's taxonomy places the organism in Eukaryota, Viridiplantae, Streptophyta, Magnoliopsida, Caryophyllales, Amaranthaceae. The transcript has 2 exons. The record is from RefSeq and is a predicted model, not a curated record. The coding region runs from base 124 to 738 and encodes 204 amino acids.